AUGCCACCACCCCAGCAAGCCACAUCCUCCACUACAACCCCAGCCAGUGAUGACCAGACCCAGACCCAAAGAGACAAGAAGCUGUCCACCCUCCGCGCAUCCAUCGCCAAUCUACAAUCCCAAAUCACAGAAACAGAAUCGCAAAUAGAACAGACCAAGGCCAAACUGAGAAAUGACCCAUCCACGACGGUCAAACGACACAUUCGCCUUCUCCAUGAGUACAAUGAAAUCAAAGAUAUCGCCCAGGGAUUGAUGGGUUUGAUUGCCGAUGCUCGUGGUGUACGACAGGUGGAUGUGCAGAGGGAGUAUGGGUUGGAUGAUCGAGACUGAUUUACUUAGGGUGUUGAUUGAUGGGGUUUAGCGAUUGAUGCAGGCGUCCAGGGUACUAGUUGUCGAUUCUUGCGGAGUUCAGGAAUGGGUUUAUGGUUGGGCGUUUAUGAAUGGCGAGGGGCAAUCUUCU
This is a messenger RNA of Aspergillus costaricaensis CBS 115574, 460 nucleotides long. Its product is annotated as SWI5/SAE3 family protein. Gene Ontology annotation, biological process: meiotic DNA recombinase assembly involved in reciprocal meiotic recombination; double-strand break repair via homologous recombination; meiotic joint molecule formation. Gene Ontology annotation, cellular component: Swi5-Swi2 complex; Swi5-Sfr1 complex. The record is from RefSeq and is a predicted model, not a curated record. Bases 1 to 330 code for a protein of 109 amino acids. NCBI's taxonomy places the organism in Eukaryota, Fungi, Ascomycota, Eurotiomycetes, Eurotiales, Aspergillaceae. The transcript has 3 exons.